This is a messenger RNA of Aspergillus wentii DTO 134E9, 1062 nucleotides long. RefSeq lists its product as uncharacterized. Gene Ontology annotation, biological process: 'de novo' protein folding. Lineage: Eukaryota; Fungi; Ascomycota; Eurotiomycetes; Eurotiales; Aspergillaceae. The record is from RefSeq and is a predicted model, not a curated record. The transcript has 4 exons. Gene Ontology annotation, cellular component: endoplasmic reticulum membrane; endoplasmic reticulum. The coding region runs from base 1 to 708 and encodes 235 amino acids.
AUGAUUGCAGGUUUCUUCUUUUUUUUUGGCCUUCUGGUGACGGCCGUGAGUGGUGCCAGUGUCUCCGAUCUUGUAGGCACUUGGACUACUAAGUCCCGCAGCGUCUUUACAGGUCCGGGAUUCUUUGACCCGGCUGAAGACAGGCUCAUCGAACCAAGCCUGACGGGAAUCUCAUACUCAUUUACUGCCAAUGGACACUAUGAAGAAGCGCAUUACCGCGCCCUUGCCAAUCCACAAGAUCCUUCAUGUCCCAAGGGGAUCAUGCAAUGGCAGCAUGGUACAUAUUCUGUGAACAGCAACGGAUCCGUAUCACUGAACCCCAUUGCGGUCGAUGGUCGCCAGCUCUUGUCGGACCCUUGUGCACAUUCAAUUGGAAUAUACACGAGAUAUAAUCAGUCAGAACUCUUCGACUCUUACACCGUCUCCAUAGAUCCUUACCACGGCAUCAAACGUCUGGAUUUAUAUGCAUUCGAUGGAUCGCCUAUGCAUCCAAUGUAUCUCGCUUACAAACCCCCACAGAUCCUGCCAACCUCAACUUUGAACCCAAUUCAUGAUAAGAAGCGCAAGCGUCAGCUCGGAGGGGAAACUGAGAAGUCUUUUAGUAUCAAACACCUUGUCACCAAAGAGGAUCUUAUGAAUCCUGAUCGCUGGUUAUGGUUUGGCAUCGUCAUGACUUCUCUUGGUGGCGUUGCCUUUUUCUAUUCUUGAUUACUGGGAUCUGAAUAUUUAUACAGGGGCGCAACAUAAGGCAAGGCUAUUGGUGGGUUUUGGAGUUCCGGAAACAUGAGUAACGAGAACAUUUAUGGUUCCUGUACUCGAGGGCCCAAUACUCUAUGGUUUACGGAUAUGAACUGGCGCUGGAGAAUCUGCAUCUGGAGUUUUCUGGGCCUUUCACGCCAUGGUGGUCAAUUCUCACUCUGUCGUGAAGGGACUGUUUCACUUUGUUUCAUAAUGGUUGGCUCAUGGCAGAAAUAAUGCGAAUUGGGAUGUACAAGUACUCUAUAAUUGAAUUCUAGCCUUUUGUUUUUAUGUUCAGUAACCAAUGCUUGUCCAAGAAUACAG